GAGAAUUGACACAUGUUUCUUUACAUGUAUAUAAAAGAAAGGGACUCCCAGCAAUUUUGAAAGAUAAGAUAUAGAUUUUCGGGGACCUAGAAUCGCCAUCAAAUAUGUAUUACGUCACACUGUUUGUCUUGUCGGCAUGUGCAAUGUCAGCGUAUGCUGCUACAGUCCCUCCCCCGGCAAAUGUUACAACCUCCAACAUAAGGAGAUGUCGUCAAUGUAACAGAGCUAGUACCCUCUCUGACUGUAAUAAACUCGUUACUUGUGACAGCACAUUAGAGGACUGCUUCAUGGACGAGCUUAUCACCGAUCAACUUACUGUUGUUUAUGUUGGUGGUUGUAGAGCUAAGACUGUGUGCAAUUCGUCAGGAAAGAAGAGAAGAAAUGAUCUCGUGGCUUGUUCAAGAUGUUGUGAUUUUGAUGAAGAUUGUAACAAACGUCUUUGUGGAAUUAAAGACGACACACUUAAUUCAUCCCAGUGUUACUCUUGCGAUCACAGAACAUCUGAACAAUCUGAAGUGAAGGACCCAAAGACGUGUGUAACCCUAGAUACAUGCCAACCUAAUGAGGUGUGUUAUGCAACGACGACAGAUAUUGGUGGAAAAGACACGUUUUACUAUGGUUGUUUAUCUAAACUGCAAUGCGGAUUCCUGAUGGAAAAAGCAUAUAAAGAUUUUCAAGAUUGUGUGUCAAAUAAGACAGCCCUAGCACCAGGUCCUGCACGGGAUGCAGUAUGUGGAAAUGUUGGUCGUGCAACCAGCCUGUGUCACUCUUGCUGCGCUGAUGGUGGAUGUAACUAUGGGACAUGCGAAGAAUUAAAUAACAGAAUAUUUGCUUUGGCGGAGAACGGAAAGUUUGACAUCAAAACUUUAAAAACAACAUAGAUAUUUACCUUUUCUAUAAAUGAUAAGUGCCAAUUUGUUGAUAUUUUUAUGUACACGGAAUCGAAAAAAAAAAUAAAAGGCGUCCUUCAGAA
This is a messenger RNA of Ruditapes philippinarum (Manila clam), 973 nucleotides long. RefSeq lists its product as uncharacterized. NCBI's taxonomy places the organism in Eukaryota, Metazoa, Mollusca, Bivalvia, Venerida, Veneridae. Bases 105 to 881 code for a protein of 258 amino acids. The transcript has 11 exons. The record is from RefSeq and is a predicted model, not a curated record.